Messenger RNA from Dujonia railenensis, 471 nucleotides. The record is from the annotation of a GenBank genome assembly. Lineage: Eukaryota; Fungi; Ascomycota; Pichiomycetes; Serinales; Debaryomycetaceae.
AUGUCCUUAGUCAACCUAGCUCACUUUGCAUCACAUGUCAAGAACUGUACUAGAGUCAAUAUCUCCGCAACAUCGGUCCCCUUCUCUCGUCUACACCUCCAAGUAGCCUUGCAGUUGUACAAGGAAGGAUUCAUUUCUUCAGUGCAAAAGGGAUCCACCUCCGGACCAGACAUAAAACCUGUAGAUAUCACCCCAGAUAACGUAUCAACUCGUCGUUUGUGGUUGGGCUUGAAGUACCGUAACAAUCAACCUGUUCUCAGAGAUUUCUCGUUGAUCCUGAAGCCAGGCAGAAGAGUCAACUUGACUAACACCGAGGUCAAGGCAUUAGCAUCUGGAUUGACCGUAAGAUUCAUCAGACCCUUGCAACCAGCCGAGUGCAUGUUCAUCAAGACAGACGAAGAUGAAGUUGUAGAAAUCCAAGAAGCGGCAAAGAGACACUUGAGUGGGUUGGUGUUGUGCCGUGUUAAAUAG